AAAGAAAGAGAUGGGUAUAUCAGCCUCAAAACGAGUCAAGAACUCGCUCUCCAACUCGCCCCAGUUCGACUCGGCCAGCGACUCAGCUUUCUCUCACUGCCUCUCCCUAACCCAGCACGCUUUCCCAGGCGUAUUCCCGUACCAACUCGCCGCCGCUUCCGAGCAUCUCCACCACACUCUCACCACCGACCGAUCUCACCCACUCGUCAUCAAGUGGGUCCCGUCUGCUCCAACUCGUUCUCAGGUCGACUCGGCCCUGCGCGCUGUGACUCGCAGCUCCAACGACGAUGUAUCGGCGGCGGGCGAGGAGCUAAUUCUUGGGCCUGCCCAAUUCAAAGCUUGGGCUGUGGAGCUCUUCGCUGAAGCGAUCGUGUCCAAUGCUGGGAAAGCGGUUCUCUGCCGAGUGCCGAUCGGAGUCGCAGGAAUCGCCUGGAUCGGAGUGGUCUCUCGGGCCGGGAAGGGUUUGGUUGGGACGGCAAUUGGGGUCUACUCGCUUGGAGUUGCGACUGCAAUUUACCUGAGUUUGUCUGGGUAGUACGGUCUUUUUCCACUUGGCAGUGCUCGGAUGCAACAACCAUUUGUCCAUGUAUGAUAAAAAAAAAAUAUAUAUAUAUAUAUAUAUAUUAUGUAUUUAUUUUUAUGUUUAGCAAAUUUGUAGAUUUUUCCUAAGAAAUAUAUUUUACAUAUCAAAUGCAUUGUUAGAUAUUUCAUUUGUUCA
Molecule: messenger RNA, 718 nt
Organism: Ziziphus jujuba (common jujube)
Lineage: Eukaryota; Viridiplantae; Streptophyta; Magnoliopsida; Rosales; Rhamnaceae
Exons: 1
Coding region: 11-535 (174 amino acids)
Source: RefSeq, a predicted model, not a curated record